Messenger RNA from Micromonas pusilla CCMP1545, 1164 nucleotides. RefSeq lists its product as uncharacterized. The coding region runs from base 1 to 1164 and encodes 387 amino acids. Lineage: Eukaryota; Viridiplantae; Chlorophyta; Mamiellophyceae; Mamiellales; Mamiellaceae. Gene Ontology annotation, biological process: proteolysis. The record is from RefSeq and is a predicted model, not a curated record. The transcript is spliced from 2 exons. Gene Ontology annotation, molecular function: ATP-dependent peptidase activity; ATP binding; metalloendopeptidase activity.
AUGAUUUCGACGGUCGCGACGCGCGCCGGCGCGGCCGCCGCGACCGUCGCGUCGUCGUCGUCGUCGUCGUCCUUCUCGCGACGACGUUCGGUGGGCACGUCGCGCCGCGCGCGAUCGCGCGGCGUCGGCGUCACGAUCGUCGUCCGCGCGUCGUCGUCGUCCGCCGCGGCGGCGACGGCGCGCGACUCGCGCGGCGCGAGCGUCCGCGCGGCGUCCGCGGCGGCGGCGUCGUCGUCGACGCGACGACGCGCCGCGCGCGUCGCCGUCGUCGUCCGCGCGUCGUCCGACGACGACGCCUCGGACGCCUCGGAAGCGAUCGUGCCGAUCCCCGCGGCGCAGGGGUACGCCACCCUGGACGCGGUCCUCGGCGCGAUCAAGAACCUGCCUCCGAGCGAGCGCGCGGAGGCGGCGGAGAACGCGACGGCGACGGUGUCCAAGACGCUGUGCGCGAUGAAAGCGAACGGCGACACGACGCGUUGGGACUGCUACCCGGAGUUGCAGCGAAGAAACGUCUUCCCGAACGAGUUGAGACAAGUCGGCAUCGAAGACGCGGAGGGGAUCGCGAAGCCGUCGAACACGAACGACUUCAACUUCAUCGUCGCGGUGACGCUGUCGACGUCCUUCCUCGCGCUCGUCAUCGGCGUCGUCCUCCCGGGGGACUGGGGCGCGUUCGGGUCCUACCUCGUCGGCGGGAUAUCGCUCGCCGUCUUGGCCGUCGGCUCCACCGCGCCCGGGCUGCUCGCGGUGGGGAUCGACCAGUUCGCGCGCGUGGACCCCAAGUACCGCAACCGAAUCGCGCGACACGAAGCCGCGCACUUCCUCGUCGGGUACAUGCUCGGCGUCCCGGUCGCGGGGUACUCGCUCGGUUUGGGAAAGACGCACGUGGACUUUUUGGAGGCGAAGCUCGAGAGGAAAAUCUUCGGGCCUGAUUUCGCGAUAUCCGAUAAGACGCUCCUGCCGCUCGCGUGCGUGUGCAUGGCCGGCGUCGCCGCGGAGGCGAUGGCGUUCCCGGGGGACGUCCGAGGGCAGGACGGCGACCUCGUGGAUCUGCAGAGGAUCCUGAACAAGGCGGAGAAUAAGGCGCGUUCGAGUCGCGCCGGUCCCCGCGCAUUCACACACUGGUUCCCAUACGACCCCGUUGGCGUGGUGAACGCCGAUCCUUAA